Sporisorium graminicola is the source of this 1170-nucleotide messenger RNA. RefSeq lists its product as uncharacterized. The transcript has a single exon. Gene Ontology annotation, molecular function: 5-methyltetrahydropteroyltriglutamate-homocysteine S-methyltransferase activity; zinc ion binding. The coding region runs from base 1 to 1170 and encodes 389 amino acids. The record is from RefSeq and is a predicted model, not a curated record. Lineage: Eukaryota; Fungi; Basidiomycota; Ustilaginomycetes; Ustilaginales; Ustilaginaceae.
AUGUCCAACCUUCCCACCGGAACGCCACCGAGCUCGCUGUUCGUCAACCCUCCCUACCGCCAUGCGCACGUAGGCUCCUUCCUGCGCCCUGCGAGCAUCCACGCUGCGCGAGCCUCGUUCGCUUCGGGCGAAAUCGACGCCUCGGCGCUCCGACAGAUCGAAGACCGCGAGAUCGCCACGCACGUCUCGUCGCUGCUCGAACACAACAUCCAGGAGAUCACGGAUGGCGAGUUCCGACGCGAGUACUUCCACCUGGAUUUCCUCAAGCACAUCGAGGGGAUCACCAUCUCGAAAAACACGCUUGAGCAGAAGGAGGGUCGCGUGCCGCCCACGCUCAGCGUCACGGGUAAGCUGAAGCACACGCACAACAUCGAGGUGGACAACUUCAAGUACCUCAAGUCGCUCGUGCCCGAGGAUGCGGUGAAGCGCAUCAAGAUCACCAUCCCUUCGCCCACCAUGUGCCAUUUCCGCGGUGGACGGGCGGCGAUCUCGGAGGAAGCCUACGCGAACCUCGAUGAGUUCUUCUCGGACCUUGCCCAGGUUUACCGCACCGAGAUCGACGCGCUCUACGCCGCAGGAUGCAGAUACAUCCAGCUCGACGACACGAACCUGGCCUACUUGACUGACCAGACCAUGCGCUCGCAGGCACAGUCGCGCGGAGAAGACCUCGCCACUCUCCCGCACGACUACGCACGCCUGAUCAACGCUUCGCUCGCCUCGAAACCCGCCGACAUGGUCGCCGCCAUCCACCUGUGCAAGGGCAACUUCCGCUCUCAAUUCUUCGCCCAGGGCUCUGAGGAAGGCUACAACCCCAUCGCCGAGGUGCUCUUCCAGAAGCUCAAUGUCAACGCCUUCUUCCUCGAGUGGGAGGACGAACGCUCGGGCAAGGACUUCUCGGCGCUCGCGCAUCUGCCCCCCAACAAGGUCGUCGUCCUCGGUCUCGUCAGCUCCAAGUUCGCCACGCUCGAGGACAAGCAGGUGCUCAUCAACAAGAUCCACGAUGCGGCCAAGCAGGUCAAGGGCGGCGCAGGCCUCCACCAGCUCGCCAUCAGCCCGCAGUGCGGCUUCAGCUCCACCGUCCACGGAAACGAGAUCACCCCCGAAUCCCAGUUCGCCAAGCUCGGCCUGUGCAGAGACGUCGCCCUGCAGGUCUGGAACGACGCCGUCUAA